Callorhinchus milii (elephant shark) is the source of this 1310-nucleotide messenger RNA. RefSeq names its product KIAA0513 ortholog. Gene Ontology annotation, cellular component: Fanconi anaemia nuclear complex. Lineage: Eukaryota; Metazoa; Chordata; Chondrichthyes; Chimaeriformes; Callorhinchidae. The record is from RefSeq and is marked provisional. Gene Ontology annotation, biological process: interstrand cross-link repair. Gene Ontology annotation, molecular function: chromatin binding.
AACUGGGCUGUGGAGAGGAGCAGAAAGGAGAGAAAGUCUACUUGUACACACAUCUGAAAACACAGCCUAUCUGGCAUACGCUCCGUUUCUGGAAUGCUGCCUUCUUUGAUGCUGUCCAUUGUGAACGGAGGAAGCGAUCGCCCACCACAAGGGAGCGAUGGAGCCACAUGACGGCUGAGGAACGAGACGACAGCCUCCGGUUCAACGAGAAUAUUGCGUUUGGGCAACUUGGCACCUUCACACACAACAUGUUGGCCUUUGGACUGAGCCAGAAGCUGUGCAAUGACUUCCUGAAGAAACAAGCAGUGAUCGGCAACCUGAACGAAGGUUGGAUUACAACUGUGUUUGAGGAUGGCCUGGGAUUGGUGGAUUUCCACCUCUCGAAGCAGAUGUGUGUGUUUUACAUCUCGGAGGUGGAUCUCGUGGCUGGAAACAGCUACAAAAGGAAACUGGUCCAAUUCCGCAACGCGAGCACGCUGCACGGGGCGGUGCUGGUGGAGAGGACAGGCCUGAGCGAGCAGUACUUCGCCGGUGUGCAGAGGUUUGUGGUGCUGGAGCUGGGCCUGACGCUGCUGCCGGUGGCUGGACAGGCCCAGGCCUCCCAGCUCCUCAUCCAAAUGGUGCAGGAGGUCAGUAAGGAGCCCGGACACAACCCAUUCCUGAGGCGGAGCUGCUCCCGGCCGGCAGAGCCAGCGCUGCUCAUCUCCGUCCAGCAAAUCCCAGGAGUCGGCAAAGUCAAGGCAGCCACACUGCUGCAGCACUUCCCCAGCCUCCAGCAGCUUAGCCAGGCCUCCACCAGUGAGCUACAACCCCGGGUGGGACGGCUCAUUUCUCAGCAAGUCACCAGCUUCUUCUGCCAGGACUGGCCCUGAGCUCAGCCCCAGCCUCCAGUCCUGCUGUAUCUCCCGGGGGCUGUGGAUGGGGAACACGCUGUGUGGAAGAUGCUGGAGAAAGAAUAUCAAAUCACAGGGCACCGGAUUGGGGUAAAGUUCAGCCUUGGCAAAGUCAUUUUCACUUUAUUUCAAUCUCAUUUCCUUGAUGACAUACAUACACAAGCUUCAUAUUUUUACACACCUUCAUUUACCAACAGGAGCCGUUUGAGACACCCUCGUUUCUGGUCUGGUGCUGCCGGGAGCCGGGGCCGCACUAGGCGUCCUGGGCACUUAUCAGUAUUUACAUGUCAAUCAGUGUGACCAAAUCAUCUGCGACUCGCUUAACAACUGAGACGGGAAUAAACUGUACAAUAACCUUCCUUGUUACCCAACGUCCUGCGUCACACUCACAAACACACCCUGAACCAAAGUUACUUU